Messenger RNA from Lemur catta (Ring-tailed lemur), 6227 nucleotides. Its product is annotated as zinc finger protein 3-like. NCBI's taxonomy places the organism in Eukaryota, Metazoa, Chordata, Mammalia, Primates, Lemuridae. The transcript is spliced from 6 exons. The coding region runs from base 3717 to 4502 and encodes 261 amino acids. The record is from RefSeq and is a predicted model, not a curated record.
AAGCGAUCUUCCCACCUCACUCUCCUAAAGUGCUGAGAUUACAGGCGUAAGCCAUCACAUCCAGCCUAAUGUUUUUGACAUACUAUGUCAAUCCUAUUUAGGAAGGCAAGUAUGUAAGAGGAAAUGUGAUUUCCUAGAUUAAGUAGUUAAAAAGCAGACCUUUAAAAACACUAGUUUCUUUCUGUGGUUCAAUGGUACUUAAUUCAACAGGUUUAGAAAGUUUCACACCCAGAGUUAGAAAAUCAGUUUAAAUCCGUUUCUUUAAUGUGCCAAAGAAAUAACUGCAUUGCCCUGUCAUGUUUAAAUAGUCAUAGUUUACAGAAUGCUAGGUUUGGACAUCAUUUAGUGUUCCAACCCAUUCUGUGAAUGGAAACCCAGAGAUGCCACAUGGCUUGCACUGGGUCACCCAUUAAGUUAGUGGUACAGGUGGAAAUAGAAUCCAGGUUUCCUGGGACUUUGCUGAUUUCUUUUUUGGCUGGUUAUGCCCUCAGUUCUGACCCUUGCUACAGUAUGUUCUUAAUUCAUGCUCUACCAUGGGAUGGAUGGAUUCAAACUUCCUGUUUCCACCUGUAAUGUUUCAUUUUAGGAAAACUUUUAUCAGCUUUAUGUCCAAACCAGUAAGUAUACUUACUGGUGUCUUGAGUUAAAUUCUUCUUUAAGUAACUGGAGCGAUUUUGCAGUAUCGCAGUUAUGUUUUGAAAGUCCUGCUCUUGGGUCUAGUCCUUAAUCUUUGAGAAAGCAUAUGGGAUAUACAGCGUUGGUUUUCAGAUCACUGAUAAUGAAGAACUAGAGUUCCUGUGACCCCGCGUGUCAGUUGAAAGGGAUCUGUAGGGCCACAGUAGAGAUGCUUUACCAGCUGCAGUGUUUUAAAUUCCAGGAUUCACAGGUGGUCCUACCCUGGGUAAAACUCAGGAGGCAAAAACCACCUUGGUGAGAACUGAGGUCGGAAAUCAGAGCCUUGCCAAUGGCCCCGGGGUAGAGUCGCUCCAGGCCGGACCCAGUCUGCACCGCGGCUGGCACCGGUAGAAGGUGUGCCCGCCCUGGCCAGCCUCGGGCUAAGCAGAGCCCCACCCCGGAAGUGCUGAGAACUUCCGUCCCUGUGGCGAAUCUUUUUGUAGCUGGUUGCAGCUCCCCGGCAGAUAGACUGGUAUGCAUUUGGGCGUUGGAUGGGUGGGCGUUGCACUGCUGCAACCCUGCAGACCUCCUCUCCCCAGGCUAGUCUGAGUGGAACGGUGGGUGGGGAUUACGCCCAAAUGCAACCUCCCCGGAAAGGUUUUUUCUCGCCAUUCAGAGCUACGAGUGCCCAGAGUUGGGACGGCUUCCCUCUUACGGUUAUAGCCCUGGUCUUUCCUGCCAGCUUCAGAGCUUCAUUGAGUCACAACUACAAGUUAGGUCAGUACAAUUGCGCUUCUGGUACAAUUUGUAUCAUUGCCCACCCCUUCAGCUCGCUUUUUCAAACAAAAGAGGGAAACUACAAAUAAUUGGAGAUAAGUAUUAGGAGCUCCAACUUUAGGAGAGGUUUCCUCUUCCACGUCCACUUCUUGUGCCCGUAACAUUUCCUUUUGAAAGCAGAAUAGACCUCUGUAUUUCAGCUUGCAGUAAAUGGUCACCUUUCCGCUUAGCGAUCACUUCCAUCCACACCAGGGCCAUCUUCCAGCUACCUCCAUGGUAGUCUCUCAGGACGCCCGUCUGCCUCCUCCAGCAGUGCUCAGGGGCAAUGACAGGAAGAUUUCCAUGGCAGACUUGCUGCACCAGCAUGUGAUCUGAGAGCCCUUUGCAAAUUAGAUCCUCAUUUAACAUUGUACUUUUUUCUCCCAUAACCCUUAGUAAUUAGUGUAACGGCUAUGACAGUAUUUGCUUUUUAUUUGAGUAAAAUAACGUUUCUUUUACAGAAGUGUUCCUGAAGAAAAGGCCCUCGGAAGGAAUCUUACUGAAUUGCGGACUCUCCAAUUACGGGAAAGCUACAUGAGUGCCUCUUUAGAGGACCUGGUUUCCUUGGUCCCAAGGAUUCUGUUAAUGAGAAAACUCUCCAGGCUAUAAGCUGGCUCCAGCAGCCCAGCUGACAAUGGCUGAGGCCAGUUUCUGCCAUUCCUGACUAUCCUGCCUGAGAAGCACCAGCAUGUAAGUCUGAAACCAGAUUACUUGUGAUUUUGGCCAAGCCAUUUAAUCUUUCUGCACCUCUAUUUCCUCAUCUGUGGAUGGGAAUGAUAAAAGCACCUGCCUAGAGUUGUUAUGAGGAUUACAUGAACAGUACCUGAUACAUAGGAAGUGCUAUCCAGGUCUCAGCUCUUACACACAGUCAGGAAGUGACUUGACAAGAAAUGCAGAGGGAGAAUAAUACUCCAGUGUCACCCAGGAAUAUACCAUCUAAAUGUCAGUAACAGAGGCUCUUCCCUCUACAGGAGAGUUGUGUUAAACUUUGACAUUCUGUGGUCUUCUGGAGGUUUUGGAAGUAAGGGACCUAAGGAAACUGAAAAAAAAAAAAAAAAGACACCUGCUAUUUAACAGAAUUGGCAUAAGUGAGUUAUGAAUGCUUAGCAGAGUCUGAUUAAGUUCAGAGAGAGGCUAGAGCAGGAGGAAAUCCAGCUCAGCCCUGCCAUUUCCAUGAUUUUUAUUGUUUAGGAGCUCCAUCUUUGCUGCCCUGUUGUCUGGAAUGUUGUAAGUAUGUUUCCAUGAUUUUGCUUAAGAUCCUUUGUUUUACCUCUCAUAGGAGUUUUAUUCUUUAUAUGUGGGUCAAAUUUAUCAGUCUUUUUACUUAUGACCUCUGGAUUUUGGCUCAUAAUGAGAAAGGCCUUCCUACUAUGAGGUUAUGUAAGACUCACUUUUUCCUCUGUACUUUUUUGGUUUGGUUGAUAACAUUUAAAACUUUGAUUUAUUUGGAAUAUUUCCUAGUGUAUAGCAUGAAGUAGGAAUCCAAUUUAAUGUCUUUCCAGGUGAUUAUCUAGUUCUCUAUAUACGUUUAUUGAAGAGUCUACUCUGCUUUUUCUUAUGUGUUACCUUUAUUAUAUGCUAAAUUUCUGCUGUGAUUAUGUCUGUAUCUGGACGUUAUGUUCUGUACCAUUUGUCUAUCUCAUCAGUACCACACUAUUUAAGGCUCAAGGCUUUAUAAUACAUUUAAAAUGCUUUAGGGGAAGUGCCCCUUCAAGUGCCCUUCUUUUUCAGUUUUCCCAGGUCCUCUUGUUUUUUUUUUUUUAAUGUCAACACUUAAACCUCCUAAAAAGCUGGUAUUUUUACUGGGGUGGUGGUAAAUUUAGAGGCUGAUUUUGGGAUUAGUCUCUGAGGAGCCAUACAGUAGCUCACUGGGGAGGCAAGCUCUAUAUUCAGUUAUCAUCCAGGUUGUUUAAUCUGUUGUCUGACCACGUAAAUUUUAUUUACUUUCUCAGUUUUCUUAUAUAUGAAAGGAGAACUUUAAUGUCUGCUCUGUGGGAUAAAAGGAAAUAUGAAGUGUAAAAUGCCUUCUUCGGAGUAAACAGAAUCCUUUCUUCACACCUCGCAUGCCCACCCCAUCUUGUGGGCUCACGAACCACUGAGAGGGAAGCCUCCAAAAUCCUAGAGCGGAUCAUCAGGUGCAGAAGCUCGGGAUUCCGCGGAAAUCGACCUCUCUAGGCCGACAGCUGUCUUCAGUCAUUGGAUCCGUUAGUUUAAUCACAGUUUUCCAGGAACCAAUCCAGAGGUAUGAACAAGGUCUCAACUCUGAAGAGAAGAUUUUUGUAAGGAUGGACCCACACCAGAAGAUCCCUGGCAUAUAUAAUGGGGAUACUUUACUGAUUCCUGAGUAUGAAAAAGUCUCUUGGUAUGAGGGCAGGCCCACAGAAGAAAGAAGGUAUAAAUGCAGUGAAUGUGGAAAGUUUGCCCAGAGCUCAGGCCUUGUUCGACAUCAGAGAAUCCACACUGGAGAGAAACCCUAUGAGUGUGAUCACUGUGGAAAAACUUUUAGCGUGCGCUCAACCCUAACUGUGCAUGAGAGAAUCCACACUGGCGAGAAGCCCUAUACUUGUAAUGAGUGUAAGAAAGCCUUCAGUGUUAGGGCACACCUGAUUAUACAUCAGAGAAUCCACAAUGGAGAGAAACCUUAUGAAUGUAAUGAGUGUGGCAAAGCAUUUAGUGUGAGCUCAGAUCUUAUCAAACAUCAGAGAAUCCAUACUGGUGAGAAACCUUAUGAGUGUGAUGAGUGUGGGAAAGCUUUCAGUGUGAGCUCAGCCCUCAUCAAACAUCAGAGGAUCCACACAGGAGAAAAGCCAUAUGAGUGUAAGGAGUGUGGGAAGGCCUUCUAUGUGAAUUCAGCCCUUAUUAAUCACGAGAGGAUUCACUCUGGAGAAAAGCCUUAUGAGUGUGGAGAGUGUGGAAAAGCAUUCAGCCAGAUCUCAACCCUUAUUCAUCACCAGAGAAUCCAUACUGGAGAGAAACCAUAUGAGUGUGAUGAGUGUGGGAAGGCUUUCCGUGGAAGCUCUAAUCUUACUAAACACCAGAAAAUACAUGCCAAAGGAAAGUGUCAUCACUGAUUUAUGUGGUGAAUAUAUUCCACAGGAUUUUUCUUGCAUCAGAAGAUACCAUCAAAAGAAGAGUAUGGUAAAAGUUAAUGCCUUAAUUGACACUUCAUCCCUUGGAAUAUUAAAAAAGUGAAAAGUCACUGAAAAGUGACUCCAUCAGCAUAAUGACUGUGGCUUUAAAAUCACAUCUACUUUUGAGAAUGCAGUUUUACAACCCAUAAGGAUGGAGGUUUGCAGACAGAGUAAUCUGGGUGGAGAACACCUGGGAUCAACAAUGAGGUGAUGCCACAUCCUACCCCAAACCACACAACUAAAUACUAAGCAGUGAAUGGAUUGGAAAACCUUUGGGACCUAAUCAGCUGUGAGUUAAAGCUAAAUUCCUCAAGAGAGUAAAAAAUGUUCUGGCUUCUUUUUGCCUAUUUCUGACACUCCAGUGCUGAAUUUGAAGGCAGACACCAAAGACAACACCAGACAGUAACCAGGACUUCUGAGUGUGUUUGAGUAUGGGCAGAUGGAAAUCAGAGCACAGUAAACACAAAAACUCUUUUAGUUCCAUUAAGAAAGGCCCUAGAUUCUCCUGCUGGACAUCACAUCAUCAAAGUUGGAGCACCAGAGGAGAAAAGAGGACUGAUAUGUGUUCAUAGAAGAUGCAGCUUGUCCUUGUUUCUCCCGCUUCACAUCUAUCUUUUCCCAACUGCCUACUCUGUUGACUUCAGGCUCCAGCACCAUAUAGAACAGCCUCACGUACUGUUUAACCAGUUCUCACAACUGUGUAAGGCCAAAUCCCUAUAAUAAAUCCCUUAUGUGUAUAUCUCUUAGUGGUUCUGCUUCUCUGAUCAAACUCUGACUGCUUGGAUCCACCAAAAGAAGAGUUUUAACACAAGUCACCUCUGCUUUUUAUCCUGAUGCUGAUAACACAGUAAAGUAAUUCCCAAUGCUGGGAAUCACCUGGACUCCAAGUGGGUCCUUGGCUUCAUACAAGAAAGAAUUCAGGAACCAGCUGAGAAGGUGUAAAGUGAAAGCAAGAUUUAUUCAUAAAGUAUAGAAAAUAUACCCAACAGAGUAGAGGCUAGUUCUCCCCACAGAGGAGAACUGGCCCCUGUGGUCCCCAACCCUGGCUGCGGCCCACUACCAGUCCAUGGCCUGUUAGGAACCUGGCCCCCCAUCACUGCCUGAGCUCCACCUGCUCCUGGGACACCUCCCCCAAAAAUUGUUUUCCAUGAAAUCAGUCCCUGGUGACAAAAAAGUUGGGGACCACUGCUUUAGCCCCUCUAUUUAAGUAACAGCUUAAUUAUAGGCUAAACAAGGGGAGGAAUAUUCAUGUUACUUCUUGGAAAGGGCAGUGUUUUCCUGGAAAUGGGCUGAUGCCCUCCUUUUGACUAAAUAUGGACAAAUCAGAAGUGUUGGUCUCAGAUGCAUGAUGGGAGUUGGAGGUUUCUUUAGACACUUUCAUGAUAAUUUUAUGGUAAUGAGGGUAUAAUGAAGCUGCAAGGUCAAGAGGCAGUCAAUUUCUCCACCAUCUUGGUUCUAACCAGUUGGAACUUGCCUCCAUCUUGUUUUGAUCAGGGUAGCUCAACUUUGUGACUCAGGCAAUGCCUGCACAAUUAAACAAUGCCUGAAGCAGUGCUUGCCAGUUCCCCGACUCACUCAGAACACAGGUGGGGCAGACUAGGGCACACACUGGAGCUGGGAGUCAAGCCCAAUCUACCUGAAGCCUUAAGACCAACUACUCAGCCU